AUGGCUCCGCAGACUAGCGAAACAAUCACUGGAUCGUUCAUAAACCCGAUUGGAUCUAUUAUUAUCUCCCGAUUCGUUCUCGACUUGCGCGAAGUUGGACUUUCGAUGAACUCGGGCUCCGAGGAACAAGCUACUAUCGGGGACAUGGAAUUCACAACGCAAUUCGAUCUACCCAUUUCCUCCUCUUCGCUUCCAUUGUAG
Molecule: messenger RNA, 201 nt
Organism: Fibroporia radiculosa
Lineage: Eukaryota; Fungi; Basidiomycota; Agaricomycetes; Polyporales; Fibroporiaceae
Exons: 2
Coding region: 1-201 (66 amino acids)
Source: RefSeq, a predicted model, not a curated record